CAGUGUGGUUUCAUGACAGCUGGAUGAUACCUUAUAGCAGUCCAAGUCCUAGUAGCCAGCAUUCAGCUCAGUCAACCACAGACAAACGAAACCUGUUUAUUUUAGUGUAGUACUAGCGUCAGACUGGAAGGUGUCACGGUGCUGUUCGGUCACACACGCUCAGUGUCCUUCACGGAAACGCCGCUCUGAAGGACACACGGUGACAUUAGUGUAGUGUUUGUCUCUUUAAGAAGCAGGAGGCGGCGUUGUGUGUCCGAGCGAUGUAGCCUGCUUGUCCGUGUGGCCCACCCCACCUGCUCCCUCUGGCCGAGGACGACAGGAGCUGGGAUGCCGAUGCUGUCAUCAGGAAAUGAAAGUUGAAGAAUAUCUUUACCUGUAAGAUAUCUUGGGGGGUACAUCUUGGUAGAAGUCUGCUGGCUCGCUGAAGAAUUGUCAUCACCCAAACCGAGAUAAAAGGAAAAUGGAGCAAGACAACAUGAGCCAAAACCAGAUGCCAGCAGACAACCCCAUUGUUGCAGAAGGUGCAGCAACAUCGCAAACUCCUGCUCCAAAUCCAUCACAUCCAACACAUGAGCCCACGGCUGGGGUGCCUGCCGUAACUGCCAGGCCUCGUCGGCCCCAGAGGAGUGCUAGAGUAGAAGGUUCCGUAGACAUAUCUGAACCCAAAGCUGAGCCCACACCAGUGGAUAACCAGGGCCAUUGUGCCCCCGACGGUGCAGCAGCAAGUCGUGCAAAACCUGCUUCCAGUUCCCCCAUCAGAACCUCAGGGGAUCGACCCAGCAUCAAGGCUGGUCCGAAAGGUCCAGGACACCAUGCGGUCAGAGCUGCCUCGGUGCCCCACCCACCUGCCAGCAAGCCUCUACCCUCUCACCUUAACCCUCAUGCCCAGAGAGCUCUGUCGGUUGCAGGCACUGCUGACACUCAGGCCCACACUGUGGAAGAUUUCAGGGUGCACAUCAUCACUUGGAAUGUGGGUUCGGCUACACCCCCUGAUGACAUCACCUGCUUGCUGGGUUUGAAUGUAGGCGAUGGAAACACAGACAUGUACAUCAUCGGGCUGCAGGAAGUGAACUCUAUGAUUAACAAACGUCUGAAAGAUGUCCUCUUCACGGACCAGUGGAGCGAGGUCUGCAUGGAGAGACUCAGCCCCUUUGGAUAUGUGCUGGUGACCUCCCAGAGGAUGCAGGGUGUGCUGUUGCUGGUUUUUGCCAAGUACUACCAUCUACCUUUCCUCCGUGGAGUCCAGACUGAGACCACCCGCACCGGCCUGGGAGGUUAUUGGGGUAACAAAGGCGGAGUCAGUGCCCGCAUGUCAGUGUUCGGACACACAAUCUGCUUUCUCAACUGCCACCUGCCGGCUCACAUGGAAAACUCGGAUCAGCGCAUGGACGACUUUGAGAGCAUCCUGCAACAGCAGCAGUUUGAGGGCCAGGCUGCCUCUGGUGUUCUCGACCAUGAUUUGGUGUUCUGGUUUGGUGAUCUCAAUUUCCGCAUAGAUGACUUGGAAAUGCAAGUGGUAAAAACAGCCAUCGAAAAUAACAAAUUUUCCAUGCUGUGGGAAAAAGAUCAGUUAAACAUGGCAAAGGACAGUGAGACCGUGUUGGAGGGUUUUCAUGAGGGUCCCCUCAAAUUCCCUCCUACGUACAAGUUUGAUGUCGGGACAAAUGUAUACGACACAAGUGGAAAGAAGCGUAAACCAGCCUGGACUGACCGAAUCCUGUGGCGCCUCAGAGCCACAGCGCCGGCUGCCAGCCCAGGGAAGCGUAGUUCUACUUCUGGGCUGAGCAGCGGAACCAAAGUGACACAGCACUACUACCGAAGCCACAUGGAAUAUAUGGUCAGCGACCAUAAACCCGUCUCUUCCAUCUUUACCUUGCAGUUUCCUUACAAGGUGGAUGUCCCCUUGGUCACACUCCUGGUGGAGGAUGAGUGGAAUAGUAUUGCUGAAGCUAUAGCCAAAUUCAAAGUGGCACCCAACUAUUCCCGCAGUUCCUGGGACUGGAUUGGACUGUACAAGGUGGGUUUCAAACACCAUAAAGACUAUGUGGGAUACGUGUGGGCCAAGCAAGAGGAGGCAGAUUUUCAUAGACAAGAACAUCAGGUAACCUUUACGGAAGAGGAAUUGCCUAAAGGCUCAGGGGAUUUUAUCUUGGGUUAUUAUAGCAACAACAUGAGCACCCUUGUGGGUGUAACUGAGCCAUUUCAGAUCCAGCUCCCCACUUCAGGCCAUGACGCCAGCUCUUCAGACAGCUCUGAUUUCAGCUCAGAGGACGACAGCACUGUUGUCCUCAUGAAGUCCAGGUCCCGCAGUGUCAGUCCUCACAAGAGCAAGCACCACCGCCAUCGCAGCAGCAGCCACAGCCGCUCUGGAAGUCCUGCACGGAUCAAAACUGCCACGGAUAAUUCACCAUCCCCAAUUUUGUCAACAUCUGAGCGUGAGUCCACAGAACGUCCAGCAGAUGGCAGCCAGCGGUCUGAUUCUGAGGAAAACAACAAACAAAGAGAGGAGAGAGGGGCAUGAUCAUUUUGUCAAAAGCCACGAACCAAAUGAUGUGUCUUUUAUUUGAUACAUCUACCACACUGGAUGUUUUAUGUCAUGAAAAUGUACGCUUUGGGAUGUCAUCGUUUUCAUCAUUAACCGCCUGGUUCCUUUAGAGCAGGGGUUUUCAAAUACUUCCAGCAGGCCUCCCCAGGGAGAAGGUAGAAGACUUAGGGGAGAUGUAGCAGCUUGUGAAAAAUAAAGAUAAACCCUGCAUAGGUCAUGUGGGCGCCUUGACACUGCAGAAUAAUUCUGGCUAAAAAGAGUCUGGCCUGAGCAGAAAGCCGACAAAAUACAUUUAAUGGGGGUAGGCGAGGCUCCAACUCUAUCAUAGUAAUGCACUUUGAAAAUCCCUGCUUUCCUAAGUGUUUCAUUGUGUCCUGUAUUGUCCCAGUCUCAGACAAUAAUCCAUAGUUGCAAUUUCUUCAUAUUUUAAGGGCAUUUUCACACAUUGUAUUGGUCACGCUCAUUUAUUCACUCCAUUGUUUGGGCAGCAAAUACGUGCGGGUGCAAAUGAAUGAUGGCAUUGCUGAGAAUGUGAUCUUGCUCAGGUUGCACAUUACAAGUGCUUUGCAUUCAGGGAUCUGACAAAGCACAGAUCUUGUUGCAUUGAAAUUGUUUGAAGAAAGAUGUCGACAUAUGCUAAAGUCAGAGAACGCAUCCUACUGCAUCCAACUCCAGUGAUUCUAGUUAAAAGUGAUGCAUCUUGAUUUUGUUUUUAAAAAUCUGAAGUAUGUUAAAAGGCAGCAAAGUGGCUAAGCAGUCAGAGUACCAGCAGUCACAUCUGCAGACUGAAUACAAACAACAAUCAGCUCAAGGCCACAUGAUCGUUCACCUUUCCCGUUGAAAAUACAAUGAUUUUAUCAAGCUUUCAUUCAUUCAUUUCGAGGGCACAGUGAAAUGGUCAAGGGCGUGCUGGAGCCUAUCCCAGCUGUCUUUGGGCGAGAAGCAGGGUUCACCCUGGACUGGUCACCGGCCAAUCACAGGGCACAUAAAGACAAACAACCAUUCACACUCACAUUCAUACCUAUGGACAAUUUGGAGUCGCCAAUUAACCUAGCAUGUUUUUAGAAUGUGGGAGGAAACCGCAGUACCCGGAGAAAACCCACGCAUGCACAGGGAGAACAUGCAAACUCCACACAGAGAUGGCCGAGGGUGGAAUCCAACUCGGGCUAGCCACUCUACCGCCGUGCAGCCUUUAUCAAGCAUUAUUUUUUUAAUGAAUGGAUAUGUCCAUGUAAUUACAACAGGUGGUUCUGAUGUGGUGUAUAUAUCCCAUGUACUGUAUCCACAUGAACAUAAUGCAACCUGCAGGGGACACUUGUAAGUGACCCUACAGUGAGCAUCUCUCCCCGACUACUUGAUAUCCAGGCAGAAACAAAAUUGAAAAAUGCAGAUCGGGGUUUAGGGGCUCUGCUACUCCAGCCAUGUCAGCAGCAUUGCACGUGUCAGUGCAGAGAGUGAAUGUGAGUGUAAAGGGCUUUAAAUAGACCCCCAAAUGAGUGCAGUGGGAUGUGGCGUCCCAUGGGAGGAUCACUGUCAGCUGACACAGCACAGCUGUCCUGCCAGAACUCAUUUUUAUUGGCUGUAGGGCAGCUGAUAUUGUCAGGCCGAUAAGGAUUAGGUUUUUAAUGUGAUUGGCCGGGCCUCAAUAAACAAACACAAAAAUAACAACAAUUUGCUUCUUGCAUGACUUCCAGAUGAACUUAAUCAUCUGGACAAAUGUGAGUAGAAACUCUACCAUGUAGAGCAACUACAAGGGUUUUGUAUUUGCCUUGUGAACCAAAGCUGUCAUGUGACAUUAUUAUGAAAUAUCAACUUGCCAAUGUGAUAUUUCAUCUACAUGAAAGUGUCAUACUUUACAUGCUUAGUUUGAUUUCAUUGCAUUUUUGUACGUUUUGUUUAUCUUAUCCUUCACUGAUUGUGGUGAUUAAAUGACAGUAGCGGUGUUACCUUGUUACAGUGUGACCUCUGACGACCUACCUAACACACUUUGACUGUUUGGAACUCUUAGAGUGUAGGACAGUAUUGUGUAGCUGUAAUCUCAGUGUGUAUGUCUACGAUUCAAUGUGUCUGGCUGAACUGUUUGAUAUGACUGCGUUUGCAUGGUGUGGACAUACUCUACAUUCCGAUACUGUGAUUUUUGUGCCGUAAAGUGCUGUUUUUGACUCUUGUCAUAACUGUGAAAGUUGUUAGAGAAUUAGCAAAGGUAAUGUUGGUAAAUAAUAUAUCUUACAUGUAAAUGUUAGGUGAAGAAGAAAUACAAGGACGGUUACGCCUGCGUACAUCUGAAGGUGUCGAGUAAUUUUGCAGUGUAACUUAAGAAUUUUAUUUAUUUGAUAAUGAAAAUAUAGUAUAAUGGACUUUUUGUGUAGCGUAAGAUGUUUAAAAAAUAAUAACUGAUUCUGAGGUAAAUUAGAUAUUGUCAGUCAUGCUGAGUGACAAUUGUGAAAAAAUCUGUACAGAAUGUCAUUGUUUUCAAUUAAUAUUGUAUGUAAGAAUUAUACAAAUGAAAUAUGGUAUAACUAUAGACAAUCUAUGCCACAAAGUUUAUUUUCCCUGAAUUAUGUAUUUAUUUUCUUAUUUAGAUAUAUAUAUAUAUGUAUUUGUUAAAUGAGCCUAAAUUCUGCUGGCCAGUGAGGGAGCAUUAUUUCACUGUAGAAAAAUGUAUUUUCUUUCCUGGAAGCUAUGAGAAGUGAGCUUUGACAUGUUACUUCUACUGUGUGAAGUGUAGGUUGUUUAGUCUACAUGUGUUUGUAUGAUUGAUAUUGAAAUACUGCAAGCUUUGACUUGAUAUUUGGCAUAUGAGACCAUGGAAAUUCCAAAAAGUGAUGUCACAUGCAGUGCAAAGAAACUACAUUGGUGUGAAAAAGUGUUUGUCCUCCUGAUUCAUUUAUUUUGCCCGUUUGUCACACUUAAAGGUUGCAGAUCAUGAAACAAAUAGAAAUAUCGAUCAGUGACGACGCAAAUGAACACAAAAUACAGUUUUUCAAUGAAAACUUUUAUUAAGAGAGAAAAUAAUCAAACCUACAUGGUCCUGUGUGGAAAAAGUGAUUGCCCUCCCCUGCUAAAACAUCCAUCCAGCCAUUUUCUAUGCUGCUUAUCCUUCCUAGGGUUAUGGGGGUAUGCUGGAUCCUAUGCCAGGGGGUACCACCCUGGACUGUUCAUCAGCCAAUCACAGGGCACAUAUAGACAAACAACCAUUCAUACCUAUGGACAAUUUGGAGUCACCAAUUAACCUAGCAUGUUUUUGGAAUGUGGGAGGAAACCCAGGGAAAACCCACGCACUCACAAGGAGAGCAUGCAUGCUACUUUUUACAUACUAUAUUCUGUGCACAGAUAUGCCCAAGCGGAGAAUCAAACCCAGGUCUUUCUGAUUUCCUGACUGUUGGCCGACAUACCUUCCACCGCGCAGCCCUCCUGCUAAAACAUAACUGAGCUGAGAUUCAUUGAAAUCUGGAAAGGUUAUAAACCCAUUUCUAAAGCUUUGGUACUCCAGCAAACCACAGUGAGAGAAAAUUUUCAAAAAUGACAGCGGUGAACCUUCUCAGGAAUGACCGGCCAACCAAAGCCAUGGUGGUCCUCAUGGAGACAUGAGGUCUCAAAAGACCCCACAACAACAUCCAAAGAACUGCAAGCCUCACUUGCCUUGGUUAAGGUCAGUGUUAAGAAAAGAAUAGGAAUAGGAAUAAUAAGAAUAAGAAAGUCACUGGACAAAAACAUCCUGCAUGGCAGAGUUCCAAGACAAAAGUACUGCUGAACCAUUACUACAAUACUGCAAUUCAGAAAACAUAUAGUAUAUUAUAUAAGUAUUUCAGAAAAUCAUACCAACAGUAAAAUAUGGUGGUGGUAUCGUGAUGGUAUGGGGCUGUUUUGCUGCUUCUGGACCUGGAAGACUUUCUCUGAUAAAUGAAACCAUGAAUUCUGCUGUCUAGCUAAAAAUCCUGAAGCAGAAUGUGACCUCAAGCUGAAACCAACUUGGGUUCUGCAGCAGGACAAUGAUCCAGGACAUGUGGCUGAAGAAAAACAAAAUGAAUACUUGAGUGGCCUCGUCAAAGUCAUGACAUGAUUCCUAUUGAGAUGCUGUGGCAUGACCUUAAAAGGGCGUGUCAUGCUUGAAAACCCUCCAAUGUUGCUAAAUGACAACAAUUCUGCAAAGAUGAGUGGGUCAGAAUUCAUCCACGGCGAGACUCAUUGCAAGUUAUCGCAAAUGCUUGAUUGCAGUUGUUGCUGCCCAGGGUGGCCCGACGAGUUUUUAGGUUUAGGGGGAAAUCACUUUUUCACACAGGGCCAUGUAUGUUUGGAUUUUCCCCCCCUUAAUAAUAAAGUUUCAUUUAAAAACUGCACUUUGUGUUCAGUUGUGUUGUCAUUGACUAUUAUUUAAAUUUGCUUGAUGAUGUUCUUACAAAUGUGUACUUUUUGUAUGGUUGUCAAUCAUUGCUGCUUCAAUGAAUGAUAUAACAUGCUGCUGAGAUUAAGGAGUCAUCUUUGUAAAACUCAUGUCUUAAAUCCAGGAACU
Doryrhamphus excisus (bluestripe pipefish) is the source of this 7058-nucleotide messenger RNA. RefSeq names its product inositol polyphosphate-5-phosphatase Jb (gene inpp5jb). Gene Ontology annotation, biological process: phosphatidylinositol dephosphorylation; negative regulation of peptidyl-serine phosphorylation. Gene Ontology annotation, cellular component: cytoplasm; plasma membrane; ruffle. Gene Ontology annotation, molecular function: phosphatidylinositol-4,5-bisphosphate 5-phosphatase activity; phosphatidylinositol-3,4,5-trisphosphate 5-phosphatase activity. The record is from RefSeq and is a predicted model, not a curated record. NCBI's taxonomy places the organism in Eukaryota, Metazoa, Chordata, Actinopteri, Syngnathiformes, Syngnathidae.